This is a messenger RNA of Hermetia illucens (black soldier fly), 471 nucleotides long. Its product is annotated as peroxisomal multifunctional enzyme type 2-like. The coding region runs from base 79 to 408 and encodes 109 amino acids. NCBI's taxonomy places the organism in Eukaryota, Metazoa, Arthropoda, Insecta, Diptera, Stratiomyidae. The record is from RefSeq and is a predicted model, not a curated record. The transcript is spliced from 2 exons. Gene Ontology annotation, cellular component: cytosol.
CCACAUAGGCAGAGGCAAUCAGUUGCAAUCAGCUCAUCGUUACAGUCGUUCAAGAAACCUCCGAAAAAUUAAAUUAAUAUGUCUCUAAAGUCUGAAUCAGUUAUCGAGAGGGUGCGUGCUCGAUUAGAUAAAAUUGAUCCGGCUAAUCGUCAAGUGACUAAUGUUUAUAAAGUUAAAAUUACCGUUGGUGGAAACGUAACAAAGACAUGGAUUUUGGAUUUGAAAAACGUGAAGUUAUACGAAGGAGACGAUAGUGCUGAAUGUACUCUGAUUUGUGAUGAUCAAGCCUUUUUGGAUAUAGCUGAUAAGAAAAUGGAAGCUAAGGAGGCACGCGAGAAGGGUUUGCUGAGUGUGGAAGGCGAAAUGGACUUGGCAAUGAAAUUGGUGCCAUAUAUUGCUACUAUUUAAACGGAUAUUCCGUACUAACUUUAUUAUACUCAACAUUAGCUCGAAUAAAAAAUGUGAUCUCUU